AUGGCCCGCAACCAAGGUGUUCUCGGCGGACCCGGUGACGCCUCGCAACUCCUCCAAGCAGGCUUCACCCAGAAGGCAUUCAACCAAUUUCUAUCAGCCUACCCUUCCAGUGCAAUCGCCGACAGCGUCACGACGUACAUCGAGCGAUCCGUCGAAUCCGUUACUAGCGUCCUCGCGAACGCAUCGCACGACACCGCAUACCCGCUUGACAGGCUCUCCAGCGGGAACGCGCUUCUCCGCGCAUACACCGAGACGAGCAACGCGUCCUACGGAGACGCGCUCACAGCGCUCCGGGACUCCGUCGAUCUUCAGCCGAAAAACGCGGAAGGCGGACUAUGGUACUACACAUACCCAGACUGGUCCUACCUCGACGGGAUGUACUCCUACGCGCCCUUCAGCGCCGCGUACGCGGUGCAGUACGACAUCGGCGCUCUACGCCACGCCGUCCAGAACGUCACUCACCAGCUCGACCUUCUCUGGGAGCAUUGCUACAACGCCACCACGGGCCUCCUUGUGCACGGGUACGACGCCUCCAAGACGGCCGUCUGGGCGGAUCCAGCGACGGGCGCGAGUCCGCACGUCUGGGGGCGCAGCCUCGGAUGGUACGCGAUGGCGCUCGUGGACACGCUCGAGCUCCUCCAAGGCCCGCUUGUCGACGCGGACGCAUGGCACCAUCUGCACGGCAGAUUCGUCGAGCUGGCGAGCGCGGUUGCGCGCGCGGCGGACCCGGCGACGGGUGGGUGGUGGCAGGUGCUCGACGCGCCGGGACGGGAGGGCAACUACAUCGAGAGCAGCGGGAGCUCGAUGUUCGUGUACGCGCUGCUAAAGGGCGUUCGCUUCGGAUAUCUCGAGCGGGGCUUCGAGGCCAUGAACGGGGAUGACACGACGGGAUCCAUUGCCAAUGCGUCAUACGUGGAUGUAGCGAGUCGGGCAUACGAGUACAUCGCCGAUACGUUCGUCGUGGACAACGGAAACGGCACGCUGGGGUACAACGGCACAGUGUCGGUGUGCAGUUUGAACUCGACAGCGUCAUACGAGUAUUACGUCGGCCAGAGCAUCCUGUACAACAGCGUUCUGGGAUCUGCCGCAUUCGUGCUUGCUUCGCUAGAAUAUGAACGCACCGUCUUCGUAUCGCUUUGA
Molecule: messenger RNA, 1140 nt
Organism: Rhodofomes roseus
Lineage: Eukaryota; Fungi; Basidiomycota; Agaricomycetes; Polyporales; Fomitopsidaceae
Product: Six-hairpin glycosidase-like protein
Exons: 2
Coding region: 1-1140 (379 amino acids)
Biological process (GO): carbohydrate metabolic process
Source: RefSeq, a predicted model, not a curated record